AUCUCUCAACCACCGAAAAAUAAUACAAAUGUCAAGACUUGCUGGACGUGUCGUAUUCCCAGGAGAAGCCGAGCCGCAAUCCAGCUCUACAAACUCUCGUGCUCCUGAAUCUUCAAGCAGCAGUCAAGAGACCCGACAACAAAAUUUGGCCAACAGGUUCAAGCCUUCCAACAACUACCGUUCCAAUCGUAAUCAAGUUGAAGACGGAGAGACUACAAACUCCAAUCGAGGAAAGCCACGUGGAAAAGGUCCAAUCAGAUACCAAGGGAACUACAGUGAUCGAUUUGUUGGAAGACAGGAGGAGGCUCCAAGAGCAGAAAAAUCUGAGAGAUCCGAACGACCUCAAAGAUCAGAAAAACCUCAAGAUCAAAAUCAGAGAGAGCAAGUGAAGCCUCAGAGAAAACAAACCAAAAGAGUUGAGAAUGUAGUUGCAAGUGAGGAACUUCUUGAAUUGGAAGAUAUCAUUGAUCAAAUCAGUGAUCUCAAUGUUCGAAAUGAUAGAUCAGCUGCACAGAUUAAACGAAACAUUCUUGGAAGCCACGAUUUGAUUGACACAAUGGAUGAAGAUGACUGGCAAAAAGUGUGUGAAUCAAUGAUCAAAACUGCUUUGGAGCAAGGCGAGCCCGAGUUCAUUGCGGAUUUGAUGGUGGCGUUGUUCAGUAACAAAUUGUUUGCUGCCGUGAUGUCUGAUGAAUUGAUGAAGUACGUCACAAAGUACAUCAUGGAAGACGAUGAAAUGCCAAUUCCUUCUCUUCUUUCUGCAAUUCUUUGUGCUCACUGGCCCCGUCAAUUGGCAAAAGCAUUUGAUAACAUCAAUCCAAUUUUGUACACAAUUGUUUGUCUUAUCAAAGGAUGGAUUGAAGUUGUCAGAGAGGAUACGGAGAGAUACUACAAAGAAGAGAAGAAGCCAAAGUACCAAGUAGCUCGUGAGGAUUCAUUUGAAGAGCCAACUCCAGAACCAAGCAAAGAAGAAGAAGAGAAAAUCAUUGAAGAACCAGAAAUGGUGAACCGAUGUGCAGUUGGACUAUCCGAUCUUUGUGAUACUGCUCAACGUCAGCUCUGGGUCAACUGGAUGACUGUCACAGAUGAGAUUUAUCAAUGUAUUAAGCCAUCGAUCACUCAUAAUCCAAAUAUCACUGGAUCUGUGAAGGGUCGUCUUUUGGAUACUUUCCUUCAGAUGAAUCAAUGGACAAAGAAUCGGACAGCUUCUGUCAAGCACGCAGUAACUCAGACUGUUGGAACUUCUAAUUAGUUUAUGCUUUAAUCGAUGUUUUGUGUUUCUUUAAAUUUUGAAUUUUUGGUAUAAUUCAUAUCUUCUAUCUUUUGUUCUUCUAAGUUCUUUUAAAAUUUGAUCUAUAGAAUCUAUAUACACAUUCUUCAUUUCUUACCUAUCUACUCUAAUAACCUAACCCUUUAACUGACGUCCCUUUUGUUCAAUAUACUUUUGAUUUUUGACCUGCACUAAAUUUUACCGUUCAUGUAAUAAUGACAUCAUCCCCCUGUGCCAAUGAUUUCAUGUCAUUUUUUGUAAUAUCCCUCAUUCCAAAAACCGAUCUGUUAUAAUAAUAAAGUGUCAUUUUU
Messenger RNA from Caenorhabditis elegans, 1581 nucleotides. RefSeq lists its product as uncharacterized. The transcript has 6 exons. NCBI's taxonomy places the organism in Eukaryota, Metazoa, Nematoda, Chromadorea, Rhabditida, Rhabditidae. The coding region runs from base 29 to 1252 and encodes 407 amino acids. The record is from RefSeq and is marked reviewed.